Molecule: messenger RNA, 3549 nt
Organism: Hemicordylus capensis (graceful crag lizard)
Lineage: Eukaryota; Metazoa; Chordata; Lepidosauria; Squamata; Cordylidae
Gene: YKT6
Product: YKT6 v-SNARE homolog
Exons: 8
Coding region: 379-975 (198 amino acids)
Biological process (GO): endoplasmic reticulum to Golgi vesicle-mediated transport
Cellular component (GO): Golgi apparatus
Molecular function (GO): SNAP receptor activity
Source: RefSeq, a predicted model, not a curated record
AGUUUUGACGGGACCCCCCCCGCCCCAAAACAAGUCAUGGCAAAGACAGGAAAUCGUCUUUGUUCUUAUUCAGACCGGAUGUCGUGUGAACGUUGCCUGCAUUGCCUAUAGGGAGCUACGACCUAUGUGGGGAGGUUUCCAUUUUCUACCGGAAGUCGGUACUGAGUCACUCUAGGCUUUCUCUUUGUGGGUCCACCCGGCGUCGAGUUGGCAGCGCUUCCUGAUACCUUCCAGUUGCACUUCCGGGUCGAAGGGCUCUUCGCGUCGGGCUUCCGCUCUUCGCUCAGAGCCGUUGGGCGAGACGUGGAUAGGGACGCCGCCCGGAACCGACUCCGGCGAGGGUUGUCAAGAGCCAGAGAGGCUUAAGGAAAUACAAGUAUGAAGCUUUAUAGUCUAAGUGUCCUUUACAAAGGAGAUCCCAAAGUGCAUUUACUGAAAGCUGCCUAUGAUGUGUCAUCUUUUGGGUUUUUUCAGAGAUCAAGUGUCCAGGAAUUCAUGACCUUCACGAGUCAGUUGAUUGUAGAGCGUUCAGAACCAGGCAGCAGAGCUUCUGUGAAGGAACAAGAAUACCUCUGCCAUGUUUAUGUGCGGAAUGAUGGGUUGGCUGGAGUUGUGAUUGCAGACAAUGAGUAUCCGCCCCGCGUCUGUUUCACUUUGUUAGAGAAGGUGUUGGAAGAAUUCUCCAGGCAGGUCAGUAGGAUAGACUGGCCCUCUGGAUCUCCAACAACAAUAAACUACACAGCAUUGGAUGGUUAUCUUAGUAAAUACCAGAAUCCUCGUGAGGCAGAUGCAAUGACAAAAGUGCAAGCGGAGCUGGACGAGACCAAAAUUAUUCUGCACAAUACCAUGGAGUCUUUGUUGGAGCGAGGGGAGAAACUGGAUGACUUGGUCUCGAAAUCGGAGGUUCUUGGAACUCAGUCAAAAGCCUUCUACAAAACGGCCCGAAAGCAGAACUCGUGCUGUGAGAUCAUGUGACAUCGCUGGCUGCGACUCUCCUCCUCCUCCGGACUAUCAGGCCUUCACUCGCAUUCAGGACUCCAAAACAAGGCAGUAAGAAGAUGCACUCCAAAACUACCUACAGUGGCAAUCCUUGUUUCCAGAUUUAGCCACCUCAGCCUGGAUGCGUGGAAUGGGUCACUAUGUUGGGGUUCACAAAACAGUCAUUUUCCCCCCUUGGAAAGGAAGCAUCUUGGACUUCAAGAUCCUUGUGCUAUGAAGACAGAUGCUGAUGCCCCCUCACUCCACCCCCCAGUACCAAGGGGGCUCCUGCUCUGGUAGUCCAGUUGAGAGCCAUUGUGCUGGAAUACCUGGGGCUCAGGGCUCGGCUUCUGUCUGAAACAUGCAAGCACAUGUGGACUUCCUCUACACUAUCACAGCCUGCUCAUGUAGUACCAGGAAAAGUCUGACCAUCUGAAGGUUAAAUAUCUCAGCAUUGUUACUGAAUGGUAGCAAUGAGUUUCCCUUUGUGCUGAAAUGUCCCAUGGUUGUAUGGAAGCAGGUCAACCUCUAUCCCAUUCAGAGUUGCCCAGGGAUGAUUUGAUGACUGACAGUCCUGUGUGAAAGAGCUGGGAUGGCCCGAGAAUGUGUGCUGCUUUAUAAUCUAGCAGAUGAGCUCCAACAAGGCAGAGGAAGGGGUUCCUAGGGAGAGCCGGAACUUGUGAAAUCACUUAAUCACACCUCCACCCCCAGUCUUCCCCUCAUGAGAUGCUGUUGACCAAGGAGAUAAGCAGCAGCUGUGCACUCAUUUUCACACCCAACAUUACUGCCAUUUGUCAAACAUCGGCACAAUGUGGCACCACCCAUUGGAAAUCUCUCACAUCUCAGACCUAUUUGGGGAGAGCUUAUUUAUGGGACUGGCUACCUUCUAGUCAGUGGCUUCUGUUGCUUUCACCCCGGCCUUCUGCAUGAUGCAGAAGAGCUGCUCUGCAGCCUGGUUAUUCAGCUGCACCAGCACUUGUGUUGUGGCUACUGUUUGGCAGAGUGUCCCUGCCGUAGUAUUAAUCUGUAACCAUUGUCGAUGGCAUUGUGCUGUUCCCAGAAGCACUGUCUGUUGCUUUGCACUAGGAGCUGUGCCAGAGUUUUGUGAAGUGUAAUCUAUCUUACAUUGGGUGUAAGCUUUUAGCCACUGAAGUUGUGUGUCUUGGUGUCGUCUGGUGAUGUACUUGGCAGGACCUACAUCCUUUCUUCCCUGCCUUCCCCCAGGUUUGUUCCUGCUUGCUAUUUGUGUAUCUAUUAGACAAUGUUGUUAGUUAUGCUGUCCUCUUUCUAUCAGUGGUGCCUGAACUUUGUGGCCCAUUCUGUCCUGGGUGGCAGGGAUGCUGUUCCAUGGUUGGGUUUUCCUUUGAUCUUGCCUUUCCCAAUUCCAGCCAUGGUAGUCCACAGGAAAUACCACACUGUGAUGAUGUACGUCGGUGUGAGUGAAUUGGGCAAUUGGCUCUCUUAGACUAGAUGGGGUGCAUUCACCCAGCUGCAAUGACAGAUGCCCAUCUUUUGGAGACUCCUGUUCAUAACUGAAGCAAAGCAGUAGGUUUUGCCUCACCUCUUCUGGGGAGGCACAUGAAAAGGUUGGAGAGGAGGAGGUUUGUUUGUUGUCAUGCAAAAAAUUGUUGUAAAUGGGGUAAAUGUUGGAAUAUUGCAUGGUGGUCCAGGGCAGGGCUGAGGAUUUUGACAAGACUGUGAGCAGGAGUGCAGUCUGACUCAUGUUUUGUUCAUUUUCCUGAAAGUUGUCGCUUUGUUUGCUCAUGUCACAUUCAAUGCUGCUGGUUCUCAUAACCUCUUGAGCAACCAGCAGUUGUCAAAUUGCAAACCUUUUGCAAUGUAUUACUUGUGGAUAAAACCUACACCAAAUCCAGGGUUGAAGGAGUGGAAUGGGACAAAUGAGAGAAACAGGUUUUUCACAAGCUUCUCUUAACUUAGCUGACCUAUGUGGGUAUGAUUGUGUGUCCUGGGACUCUUGAAGGCUUGUCUGCAUUUAUUUGCUCUCAGCUCCUGAAGCUCCUCUUGGGCACGGAGGGGGUUGGGUUCAAGGACACACCUUGGCCAAUCUCCAUUUGAAUCGGCAUUAUGCAGAAGCUGUAUUGGCAGAACUAAUACAGCAGCCCUUUUGGUGCCACUAAUCACCUGCCUUAAUGUUUUUUUCCUCCUUUCACCUCUAGGGCUGUCAUGUUUCCCCAUAACGUCCACUUAUACAGUCCAUUACUUUCCUUUCUGGACUGUUGCUGUGACUUUGAUCCUAAUGAUCAAACAAUGAUAUAACAAAGACUGGGUGGGUAGAGAGCUGUGGCGAGUUGUGGGAUACUUCUUGCUUCAGAAGAAAAUGGUUCCUCCUACUCGGCAUUCUUCCAGCGACUUCCCCAGAGAAGUAAAGAGCAAGCUGAUCCGUUAGUCUUUUGCCCUCUAGACUCAUGUGCUCACAUCUGUUCCUAUCCUCUUUCUAAUGGGGAAGCUUUUACUAAAGAUUGUAUUUUAAUACUUAUUGCCUAACUUUUCUGUAUGUACUGGUUAUUGGAUUAUAACUAUAUGGAUAAAGUUGUCACGGUGGUUCAGAAA